Molecule: messenger RNA, 1729 nt
Organism: Porites lobata
Lineage: Eukaryota; Metazoa; Cnidaria; Anthozoa; Scleractinia; Poritidae
Source: the annotation of a GenBank genome assembly
AUGAGUCGUGAAGAGCUGCCUUUCGAGGUUAUCCAGACAUGGAAACCUGAGCAACUGAAAGAGUUCUGUCGCAAGCGGGACUUGAAGGUUUCAGGAACCAAAGCUGAACUUGUAGCCCGCGUAUUUGCCGCGGCAGAAAUGGGCAUUUCCAUCAAGCCAACUGCUCUGGAACGAAUUGCUACUACCGAAAAAGAGAAGGCAAAAUUACUCAUAAUGCCAAACGGGACCUCAGUUCCAGAUCCUUUGACACUGAAGGAUGGCUGGGUGAAGGAAAGCGAGAGCCUGACUUCUUGGCCGCCGAUAUACCUGAGUGAUAUAACAUUGUUUUUGAUGAGGGAAGGAUGUUGACUUCCACAAACGCGUCCUAAAUGAAUACAAAGAAGGGAAGGCGUAUCGUUUGUUUGACUCUGGCUGGUUGAAAGAGAUAUCAUAUCAUAAAAUCACGGAUGACUCGGAAUGUUGCUUUUUAAAAGCAAAAUGCACUCAUUCCAUGAAAAUAUCGGAUACACCGCAUUCUGCAUGGAUUUGUGCGAACAAGAAUAAUGGCUUUAUAGUCAAUGCCUACUGUACAUGUGUUGCUGGGUUUGUAUUACCAAGAUAGAUAAAAGUGGACAUAAAUUAGUAUUAAUUUGUAGGGUCAAACCCUAUUUUUCAUAUCAUUUCAUAGUUUCAUGUUACUGGUGUGAUGGUGCUAUAUGGUGGUAGGGACUCAACCAUGGAAUUAAAAAGGGUACAAGCUCCUUGAAACUAAGAGAGAGUCAUGGUAUAGUAUAAACCAACUAGUGGUCUAUUACAAAUCCUUUAUUCUGAUUGAGAGUGAGCAACUAAUGGCCUAUUAAUGAUAGACCGUGCCUGGCAAAACCACCUGCUUUCUUGCAAUUUGAUUUUUUUUCAACACAAAAUAAUGGUAUCCACACUCACAAACAGAUUAACUUGUUGGUCUAUACUAAAACAAUUAGAAUUUGCAUCUUUUUGUGGUAUUGGCCUCUGGCCCUGUGGUACAUUUGUCAUAUAGCACAUUCUGACUUGAGGUCUAAUUAUUAAAUAAUAGGGAGAUGAAUUUCACAAAACUAGGAGCAGGGCAAUAUUAUUCUUGAACCCCCCAACAGUGUUGAGGUUUUUAGAUGCUACAUGAUUAUUUUCAUUCCCUUUUUUAUAAUUUCAGAAUGAGCAGCUCUUGUAUUCACAUCACAGCAUUGCUGUUUAGAGUUGAGGCAAACUUUUAUAGAGUAUUCACUAAAGUAGAAUCAAUGAAAGUCAAUGAAGAAAAUAGUGCCGAUAAACUUGUUGAUAGCUUAUUGGGAAAAGCUAAACCACCUACAAAUUUACCAGCUCUUAAAUAUGGCAGAGAUAUGGGACCAUUGCAGUUAAGGAACUCAUCAAAUACUUCAAAAAACACCACAAGGAUGUUAGGUAUAGAGAAUGUGGUAUCUUUAUUGAUAAAACUAAACAGUACAUGGGAGCAUCCCCAGACUUACUGAUAGAGUGCUCUUGUUGUGGGGAAGCAGUAGUAGAGAUCAAGAACCCUUUUAGCAUUGCCAAUGAAAUUCCCUCAGCACAUAAUCUGUCAUACUUAUGUAUGUGUAAUGGACAAGUAGCUUUAAAGCAGCAGCAUCUGUACUUUGCACAGGUUCAGGGUGAGAUGGCUAUAACAAAGAGGCAAGUGGGCUAUUUCUUUGUAUACACACAAAAGGGCUAUCACUUGGAAACAAUCAGAUUUAAUGCCACA